Messenger RNA from Camelina sativa (false flax), 1102 nucleotides. RefSeq lists its product as uncharacterized. NCBI's taxonomy places the organism in Eukaryota, Viridiplantae, Streptophyta, Magnoliopsida, Brassicales, Brassicaceae. The record is from RefSeq and is a predicted model, not a curated record.
CCCGACCACUGUGCUGUGUGAAGUGAAACCACAAACAAGGAAAAAAAAAAAAAAAUGUCGAAUUCGAGUGACGAAACCCUAGAACAUGAAAAGGGGCAGCAGCAAUUUGAAUCGGAUGACAAAAUCUCAAACGCGAACCAGAGAGCAGAGCCAUCUCAGGAAUGGGAGACAAUGGCCAGAGCUUGGGUCUCAGCUUUCCCCGACGCUAAAGCCGUCGUAAGCGCCGGCGAAGUCGAGACUUGGAUCGGCACAAACUUAGAUUCUUUACCAGCAGAUCUCCGUCACAUGCCUCGCUCCGAGCUCGUAGAUCGUCUCCUCUCAAUCCAACAUUACAUGAGACCAACACCAUCGUCAGAUCAGAACGAGCAAAAUGUGGAAACGGAUCAACAACACCCAGCUCGAUUUCAGAGGACUGAUCAGUGGUUACCUGUGUAUUCAUGGUUAGAGUCUUUGGAUAAUGGAGAGUUGGUGAAAUCUAAGGAUAUUUCUGAAUGGCUUGAUGCUACUCCUGAGGUUAAACAAGAACUUUCUUCUAGGCAUUCUCGUUAUCACUUGACUCAUUAUGUCAAGAAAUGUCAUCUCAAGAUUCUUAAAAGAAAGGAGAAGAAGGGACUAAUCCGACUGAGCAGAGCAACUGCAAUGGAAGUUCACAAAGAAUUUGGCGAGAAACACCUUGCUAUGCUUUCAGCUGAUCCGUUGAGCAACAUACCAAAAGACAGUGACCUUUACCGCACAAAACAGAAAGAAGCUAAACGCAGAUAUGAGAUCUUGGUAGAGCUCGAGAAGAGACUGGCUCCGCAUUUUUCAAAGCCUCGGAUAGCAAACAGAUGAACAAUCAGGUUAUCUACAAGAUGCUGGUGGCCUUUGGAUUAGCUUUGUAAGUAUGUUCUCUGUUUCGGUGCUGUAGAACUGUUUGUGAAAUUGUACGAUCAUGUAGCUGUAUCCAAAUAUAGAUGGAGUCUAGUUUGGUGAUGUCUUAUGUAAGUUGUAAUCUUUUUGCAAUGUGAACAAUAAAGAAACCAGAUCCAGUAUUAUGUAGACUGUAGAGUGAGAGAGGGAUACAGGAUACUCUUCAUGAGAAGUAAAAAUAAUGUUUGUCUUC